This is a messenger RNA of Chlorocebus sabaeus (green monkey), 1938 nucleotides long. NCBI's taxonomy places the organism in Eukaryota, Metazoa, Chordata, Mammalia, Primates, Cercopithecidae. The record is from RefSeq and is a predicted model, not a curated record.
UCUGCCUCCAGUGCACAUUAAAGAUCCAAAGUCAUGACUGACUCCAAGUAUUUCACAACCAAUAAAAAAGGAGAAAUAUUUGAACUAAAAGCUGAAUUCAACGAUGAAAAGAAAGAAAAGAGAAAGGAGGCUGCGAAGAAAGUGAUUGCUGUUAUGACCAUGGGGAAGGAUGCUAGUUCUGUCUUUCCAGACAUAAUGAACUGUAUGCAGACUGGCAAUCUGGAACUAAAGAAGCUUGUGUAUCUCUAUUUGAUGAACUAUGCCAAGAGUCAGCCAGGCAUGGCCGUCAUGGCUGUAAACAGUUUCAUAAAGGACUGUGAAGAUCCUAAUCCUUUGAUUCAAGCCAGGGCAGUCAAAACCAUGGGGUGCAUCUGGGUAGACAAAAUUACAGAAUAUCUCUGUGAGCCCCUCCUCAAGUGCUUGGAGGAUGAGGAUUCCUGUGUUCGGAAAACAGCAGCAGUAUGCGUGGCAAAGCUCCAUGAUAUCAAUGCCCAAAUGGUGGAAGAUCAGGGGUUUUUGGAUUCUCUAUGAGGUCUUAUAGCAGAUUCAAAUCCAAUGGUGGUGGCUAAUGCUGUAGCAGCAUUAUCUGAAAUCAGUGAGUCUCAACCAAACAGCAACUUACUCGUUCUGAACACACCGAACAUUAAUAAGCUGCUGACAGCCCUGAAUGAGUGCACUGAGGGGCCAGAUUUCAUCCUGGAUUGCCUGUCUAAUUACAACCCUAAAGAUGAUCGGGAAGCUCAGAGCAUCUGUGAGCGGGUAACUCCCCAGCUAUCCCAUGCCAACUCAGCAGUGGUGCUUUCAGCAGUAAAAGUCCUAAUGAAGUUUCUAGAAUUGUUACCUAAGGAUUCUGACUACUACAAUAAGCUGCUGAAGAAGUUAGCCCCUCCACUUGUCAUUUUGCUGUCUGGGGAGUCAGAAGUGCAGUAUAUCUCCCUGAGGAACAUCAACUUAAUUGUCCAGAAAAGGCCUGAAAUCUUGAAGCAGGAAAUCAAAGUCUUCUUUGUGAAGUACAAUGAUCCCAUCUAUGUUAAACUAGAGAAGUUGGACAUCAGGAUUCAUUUGACAUCACAAGCCAACAUCACUGAGGUUCUGGCAGAACUGAAGGAACAUGCCACAGUGGUGAAUGUUGACUUUGUUCAAAAAGCUGUGCGGACCAUUGGACAGUGUGCCAUCAAGACGGAGCAAUCUGCAGCGUGCUGUGUAAGCACAUUGCUUGAUCUAAUCCAGACCAAAGUGAAUUACGUGGUCCAAGAAAUGAUUGUUGUCAUCAGGGACAUCCUCCGCAAAUACUCUAACAAGUGUGAAAGUAUUAUUGCCACUCUAUGUGAGAACUUAGACUCACUGGAUGAGCCAGAUGCUCGAGAGGCUAUGAUUUGGAUUGUGGGAGAAUAUGCUGAAAGAAUUAACAAUGCAGAUGAGUUACUAGAAAGCUUCCUGCAGUGUUUUCAUGAUGAAAGCACCCAGGUGCAGCUCACUCUGCUUACUGCCAUAGUGAAGCUGUUUCUCAAGAAACCACCAGAAAUACAGGAACUAGUCCAGCAGGUGUUGACUUUGGCAACACAGGGUUCUGAUAAUCCUGACCUUCAAGACCAGGGCUAUGUUUAUUGGGAUCUUCUCUCAACUGACCCUGUCACAGCUAAAUAAGUAGUCUUGUCUGAGAAGCCACGGAUCUCUGAAGAGGAAUUUAUUGAGCCAACUGUAUUGGAUGAACUAAUCUGCCACAUUGGUUCUUUGGCCUCUGUGUAUCACAAACCUUCCAAUGCUUUUGUGGAAGGAAGUCAUGGAAUCCAUUGUAAACACUUGCCAAUUCAUCAUGGGAGCACUGAUGCAGGGGACAGCCUUGUUGGCAUCGCUACUGCAACAAACCUGGAACAGCCUCGGGUUAUCCCCUCUCAAGGUGAUCUUCUGGGGAGUCUUUUAAACAGGUGGCUAUGA